Molecule: messenger RNA, 3108 nt
Organism: Glossina fuscipes
Lineage: Eukaryota; Metazoa; Arthropoda; Insecta; Diptera; Glossinidae
Exons: 7
Coding region: 115-3033 (972 amino acids)
Molecular function (GO): protein binding
Source: RefSeq, a predicted model, not a curated record
AAAUAAAUAAAUAAAAAAGAAGCAUAUUUUAAGGAGAGUCUUUUUAAAAAUAGUAGUUAUUAAGAAUAACGUCUUCAUUUAAAUAGAAAGAUUAUUUUAAUUUAUGGAACGAAUAUGAUUAAAAUGCGACCAUAUGUUCCAUCAUCUCGUAUAGCCAUACGAGACUCCUCCAUAGAUGAGGAUAUAAGCGAUGAUAUUGAUGAUGAUGUUUUUAUUAAGGAUUCCCGAACGGCUAAGUUGAAUGAGGAGAAAGGCUUAAAAAGACCUCUUAUGGCACCGCGUCAUAAAAAUGGCAAAUCUAUAAAUUCGGUUCCGAUAAUGAAAAAACAUCGACGUUGCUGUUGGCGUUGUUGUGAGCCAUUUUGUUACGCUUUAGCGGCUAUUACCAUUUUAACGGCUAUCAUUAGCUUAGCCGCCUUGAUUUUAACGAUGGUACCGAUUUCAAUGCAAAAAUUCAAAUAUUGGUUUUAUCAUAAUAAUAACCCAUCGAUUCCGUUGUCCCUCAACGAUGAGAAUAUGAGUGCGGAAUUCGUGCCUUGUUCUCAAAUUAAUGUUCAAAAAUUGUGGUCAAAAAAAUUCCCUCGCAUGAACAGUGAAAGUCCCGUACGUAAAGUUGAUUUAAAUGGUGAUAAGAUAAGCGAUAUCAUAUUCGGUUUUGGAGUCGAUGAUAAUAUACAAUACGAAGGAUAUGUAUUACCUAAAUGUAAAUCGCCUCUGCAGGGAGAAGAGGUGCCUUGUGAAGGCGGUGUCAUAGCAGUGGACGGACGAAAUGGCGAGUUAUUGUGGCGGUCGUGGAGUGUGGCGAAUGUUUUUUCCUUGUUGUGUGCCUUGGAUGUUAAUCAAGACGGUUACAUGGAUUGCGUGGCUGCCGGAAGAUUGGGAAUGAUUUUCGCUAUUAAUGGACGCAAUGGUCACAGUAUUUGGGAAUUUCGUGAAAUAGAAGUAGAAACUAAUUCUCCCAUUGUAAUGGAUCUGUAUACGAUUAAUGUGGUACGCGAUUUAGAUGGCGAUGAAAUUCCAGAAAUAUUGGCAGUUCAUUUAGAAGAGCGAGAAGAGUCUAAGGCAGGUCAUAUUAAAGUAAUUGCCGGUAAAACCGGUAAAGUAAUACGUACUAUUCCUACACCUUACCGUGAGGAGGUAUUUGUCCCAGUUCAGUUAAUCACUAAAGAAGAUGGCACGGAAUUAUUGUUAAUUAUCUCGGGAGGACAAAAUACUCCGGGAGGUGUUUACAGUAUACGGUUAUUAUCACUUAUGAAAUUUACGAGCGAGAAAGAGUUCACGACAUUAUAUCAUCGUAAACAUUCCGGUUUGAUGGUACCAGCUAUAUUAACAGACGUAACGGGAGAUGGAAUGGUCGAUAUUGUUGUUUCAGCUUUCAAUUCAACGGUAAUGGCUUUUGACGGUCGUAAUUUUACUAUGUUAUGGAAUUAUACUUUCCCGGCCAGUGAUAGUGUUAGUGCUAUUGUACCGGGACAUUUUAACCAUGAUAAUAUUAGUGAUUUCAUGGUUAAGUAUAACACCGGUCCAGGUUUUCCGGUAUAUUAUUAUUCGCAAACAACUAUACUAGAUGGACGUAAUGGAAAACCGUUAUUGGAUUCAAUGAUGACGGAUUCAGGCGGUGCCAGCAGUCUUUUAGGUGGAGUUACAAUAUCCCAAACGUUUGGUGGUGAUUUUUUCCUGCACUGGCAAAUGCAUUGUCGCGACAAAGCAGACAACAAGGAUGCCUAUGAGUUUAUACCAGACAGUGAUAUAAUUUUACAAGCACGUGCUGAUAGCUGUCGUUUGCGUUAUAAUACCUCAAGUGUUGUCAAAUUAUACGCAAUCGCCCGUCACAUCGAACCACCGGGAGCGGUAUUAUUUAGUACAGAUGAUCUCGACGUUCGUUUAAAUCGAACACAUCACGUAAGAUCAUCGUUUCAUACGAAAUCUCAAAAGUCACCUUUGAAACAUCCAAAGUUAUUAAAAAAAUUAUUAGCUCAUAAGGAGCUACUGGAAAAGGUGGCCAUGGCAGAGAAAAUGGAGAAUUUAGAAAAGUCCAAGAUAUCACAUAAGGAAGGCAGCCUGCGUAAGCCAAUUUUAGAGGAAGAUGUUCUACAAGAAAUAUUACCGAAAAAUGAAAUAUCCGUGGAACCGGUGGACAAUGUAUAUUAUGGAAUUGGUGGGAAUGUAGGUGGCUAUGGUGGCAAUAUGGCCUUAAGAGAUUUUCCAAAGGAUUAUGAUAUCGAACCGUCUCAUAUGUCGGAAGACUAUGAGGCCACCUAUCAAGAUAGUGAAAUACCCCAGAUAGUUCCACCGAACGAUCAUCCAAUACAUUUGCGUACCAAAUACCCAGGCAAUCGAGAUGUACGCAGUGAUAUAAACACAUUUGAAGAGGAUUUAUUAAAUGCCACGAAUAUAUUGACAAUUGGCGGCGUAGGGCGAAAUAAAUUGGAAGAACCUUUAAGUUUAUGGGAUUUAGAAAGAGAAAAAGAGGAACGUGACGCAUUACGAAAGGCUGAAAAAUAUGAAGAAGAGAACGAACAGUCGUUAGGAGAGGAUGGAAAAAGUGAAAGUACAAUUGCAACAAAACGGUUAAAGAAUCGUAAGCGACGUGAAUUAAGUGAAGACAAUGACUGGUUUUUAGCUUCAAUAUCAUCGACUGGCAUUCUAUUGCAAUCGUUAAAUCACGUAAAAUCCUCAAUUGAUUUUGCUUUUGUUUUAAAUAUACGUGAAUCGGAGCCAUAUCCGCCAUUAUUUUUACCGCAAGAUUUGAACUGCGUUGAGGAAAAAAUAAGCGCUUACAAAAGCUAUACACUGGAUAAUCAACGCAUUUUACGUAAACAAUUUCUUAAGCAAUGCUUAAGUGAUCGUUUAAUUAAUAUUGAACCUGAACCGCCUAAAUAUGAAUCCCAAUUGAUUAUAGCUCGUAUUGGCAUCACUUGCACUUGUCGUUCCUUACAGGCGAACGAAAUAUGCUCAGAGGUAGACGAUAUCGACAAUCAAAAAUGGACCGAAUAUAUGGGUAAUAACGGAAAUGGUUUUUACAGCAAUUAAAAAGAGAUAAAUUUUCAAAAGGCUUCCAAAAAUUUCUAUCUAUUAGUGACUUGAUUUUCUGUUCUAAGCACAAGG